Molecule: messenger RNA, 4277 nt
Organism: Ictalurus punctatus (channel catfish)
Lineage: Eukaryota; Metazoa; Chordata; Actinopteri; Siluriformes; Ictaluridae
Gene: btr30
Product: E3 ubiquitin-protein ligase TRIM11
Exons: 12
Coding region: 790-2589 (599 amino acids)
Molecular function (GO): protein binding; zinc ion binding
Source: RefSeq, a predicted model, not a curated record
ACACACACACACACACUCUCACACACACACACACACUCACUCACACACACACACACACACACACACACACACACACACACACACACACACUCACACACACACACACACACACACACACACACACACACACACACUGGUGUAUCCAGUUAAACUCACUUGGCUACUUUGCAGUCUGUGGCCCAAACCUUCAUUCACACAUAUACAACCUAGAGGUGGUCAUUAUCAAGUCUGAAACCAACUCACACACACUCACACACACUCACACACACUCACACACACACACACACACACUCACACACACAUUUUACAGGAUUUACAGGAAGACUUGAAACGUAAUCCAGAGGAGAGCAGAUUCACAGACAGGGGACGAUAAACAACGCAGUGUUUUCCAUUACAUAUCUCUCCAGGUCAGAGAUGUAGAUGUGAGGGUGGAUGUGUGUGGAGCUGUUCUGUGAUGUAAAGAGUUUAAGGAGGUUAAAGGUCACUGUAAAAGGAGCGGGAGUGAAUUGAUCUGAUCUGGUCUCAGGAAACUUAAGCAGAGAAAGUGAUGAGAGAGUGAGGAGCUGCUGGAGUUUAGUUCAGAGGCACAGAGAGACGUGAUGUUUCAGUCUCUGUGAAACGUGUUGAACAGGUCAGACAGGACGAGGAGGACGAGAUGCACCUCACCAUGAGACACUAACAAACUUCACUCGCGCUCUGCAGAGCUUUUCCCUGGGUAAGGCAGAGACUUGAUUCAGACUCCGGCACUGACUUCCUCAGGACCACACCGCAUUUACUUUAGGGUGCGUGAUGGCUGAACUUGGACCCGAGUUGUUCUCCGAGCAGGAGCUGACGUGUUCCAUCUGUUUGGACUUGUUCAGCGAGCCCGUGUCCACGCCGUGCGGACACAACUUCUGCCAGAGCUGCAUCGGUGGUUACUGGGCCUCCAGCGUCGAGUGCACCUGUCCUCUGUGUAAGCGGCCCUUUGAUGGGCGUCCGGAGCUCAGCAUCAACCGUGUGUUUGCUCACAUCGCACAGAAGUACAAGGAGAUGCACUACGGAGGGCCUCCGCCCAUCAAACCGAGGAAGAACAUCCCAGCUGCCGGCGCAGCAGCAGGAGGAGUCGCGCUGCAGAACGGCACCAACACCCCGGACAUCCCGUGUGACGUGUGCACCGGCAGGAAGGAGCGAGCCGUGAGCUCGUGUCUCACCUGCAUUGCCUCGUACUGUGAGACGCACGUGAAGCCGCACCGCCAGACGCCGUUCUACGCCUCGCACCGACUCCUGGACCCGCACGAGGCUCUGCAGGGACGCACGUGUCGCAUACACGGUCGGCUGCUGGAGGUUUUCUGCCGCACGGACCAGCGCUGCAUCUGUGCCAUCUGUGUGCUGGAGGAACACCGAACUCACGCCACCGUGUCUGUGCAGACCGAGCGCGCCGUCAAACAGAGGAUGCUCGGGAAAACCGAACUGGACAUCCAAACGUCCAUCGAGAGACGAGGGCUGCGUAUCACAGAACUCAAACAAAGACUGCAGUUCCUCAGGAACUACGCCCAGGCCGAGCUCUCCGAGGUGGAGAACGUCCUCUCUGAUGUCACUCAGUCGGUGGAGCGAAUCCGAACUGAGCUGGUGGGCGGGAUCGAGGACAAGCGAGACUCCGUGAUAGGCCAUGGGGAGAGGAUUGUGUCAAAGCUGGAGGCGGAGCUAAGCAAGCUGCAGGAGCGCAGGGCGCUACUGGAGGUUCAGGCCACAUCAGAAGACCACAUAAGCUUCCUACAGAGCUUUGAGGAGACGAACACUCCGUAUCAGGACACCAUGACGCUCGACACCGAUUCUGAUCUGGAGUUACACUUUUCUUUUGGGGAGGUGAAGAGCGCACUGGGCGAGAUACGCGAGAGACUGGACGACAUCCACAUGGGCGAAGUUCACUACAGACACUCAGUGUCGUCACUGCCCGAGUCGGAGAGCAUGAUGAGCAUCAGGUCCAAUAAGAAGAAGGACUUUUCUCUGAAAGAUCUGCGGAAGCUCAGAUCAGGAUCCAGUAUCAAAAAAGUCAGAGGUUAUUUAGAGGACGUGACGUUAAACCCAGUGACGGCGUAUCCCUUCCUCAUCCUCUCAGAAGACAGGAAGCAGCUGAAGCGUGGGGAGAAGCUGCAGUUUUUCAGGAACAGCACUCAGAGGUUUGACGUAUGGAGCUGCAUUACGGCUAAAGAGGGAUACAAUACAGGACGCCAUUACUGGGAGGUGAAUGUUGGUGAUAAUAAAGAUUGGAAAGUGGGCGUGGUGAGAGACUCCGCCCAGAGGAAGGGGCUGUUCGAUAUGAGCCCCAGCAAUGGUUAUUAUGUACUGUGGUGGAGCACCAAUCACCUGCGAGCCCUCACGACCCCGCCCCUGACCAAGGUGAAGAUCAAUGGCCGACUGCGUCAUCUGGGUGUGUACCUGGACUGUGAGGAGGGUCAUGUGACCUUCUACAACGCCAAGACGGGUUCUGAGAUUUACUCGUUCGUUACAGAGGGAGCGUUCAGCGAAAGGAUGUUCCCUCUGUUCGGCACUGCUGAUAAAGAAAUACCACUCAUACUACCGGCUGCACCAACACACCCACCUGAGUGAGGGAACGAGGGGAGGAGAAGUGAGAGAACCAGAAAGCAGGUGGGGAAGGAAAGAGGAAAUAAGUGAAAGAGAAAAGUGCAGAGCAUAAAAGCAGCAAAAGAGGAGAGAAUGAAUGAGACACCAAUCUCUCACAGGGUUACACACACAACAACAACAACAACAAUAACAACAAUGUAAGAAAGCAAAGUAACAACGAAAUAAAAAGAAAAAAGUAAAAAAAAUUAAUGUACAGACCAAAUAUAAUUUAAAUAGGAAGUAUAAAUAAAAUCUUAACGAUGUUCUUAACAUUAAUCAAUCUUUACAGCAAGAGAAAUAAUACAAAUGCUUUUUAAAAAAUGUGGAGAGUGGAGAAUGUUCAGGAGUGGAGAAUGUUCAGGAGUGGAGAAUGUUCAGGAGUGAGGAGAAUGUUCAGGAGUGAGGAGAAUGUUCAGGAGUGGAGAAUGUUCAGGAGUGGAGAAUGUUCAGGAGUGAGGAGAAUGUUCAGGAGUGGAGAAUGUUCAGGAAUGAGGAGAAUGUUCAGGAGUGGAGAAUGUUCAGGAGUGGAGAAUGUUCAGGAGUGAGGAGAAUGUUCAGGAGUGGAGAAUGUUCAGGAAUGAGGAGAAUGUUCAGGAGUGGAGAAUGUUCAGGAGUGGAGAAUGUUCAGGAGUGAGGAGAAUGUUCAGGAGUGAGGAGAAUGUUCAGCAGUGAGGAGAAUGUUCAGGAGUGAGGAGAAUGUUCAGGAGUGAGGAGAAUGUUCAGGAGUGAGGAGAAUGUUCAGGAGUGGAGAAUGUUCAGGAAUGAGGAGAAUGUUCAGGAGUGAGGAGAAUGUUCAGGAGUGAGGAGAAUGUUCAGGAAUGAGGAGAAUGUUCAGGAGUGGAGAAUGUUCAGGAGUGGAGAAUGUUCAGGAGUGAGGAGAAUGUUCAGCAGUGAGGAGAAUGUUCAGGAGUGAGGAGAAUGUUCAGGAGUGAGGAGAAUGUUCAGGAGUGAGGAGAAUGUUCAGGAGUGGAGAAUGUUCAGGAGUGAGGAGAAUGUUCAGGAGUGAGGAGAAUGUUCAGGAGUGGAGAAUGUUCAGCAGUGAGGAGAAUGUUCAGGAGUGAGGAGAAUGUUCAGGAGAGGAGAAUGUUCAGGAGUGAGGAGAAUGUUCAGGAGUGGAGAAUGUUCAGGAGUGAGGAGAAUGUUCAGGAGUGGAGAAUGUUCAGGAGUGGAGAAUGUUCAGGAGUGUGACGUGUGUAAAAUAGUUUAAAAAUCAGAAAGAAAAAAGAAAAAGUCUUCUAAAGACACCAGGACAUCAGCCUGUGUUUCUGCUCCUGCUGAACAGAGUGUACACCGUCAGUGUUCAGUGUGUAUUUAGUUCUGUGUGUGUGUGUGUGUGUGUGAGAGAGAGAGAGAGAGAGAGAGAGAGAAAGAGCAAGAGAGAGAGAAAGAGAGAGAGAAAGAGCGAGAGAAAGAAAGAGAGAGAGCGAGAGAAAGAAAGAGAGAGAGAGAAAGAGCGAGAGAGAGAGAAAGAGAGAGCGAGAGAGAGAGAGAGAGAGAGAGAGAGCAAGGCAGAUGAAAUAAAUGCUGAGGAGGUGUAUUGUGGACUCUGGACACUCACACUGCCUUUUAUUUUUAUUUUUGAUGAACACGGGUUUGGGGGUUGAUUUAUUUUUCCUCUUCAUGUGUGAAAUUGAUGUUACUGUAAUAAAUAAAUAAACAAACUAUGAAACUUU